Molecule: messenger RNA, 1380 nt
Organism: Didymodactylos carnosus
Lineage: Eukaryota; Metazoa; Rotifera; Eurotatoria; Philodinida; Philodinidae
Source: the annotation of a GenBank genome assembly
AUGAAAUUUUCAAUCGAAAAUCAUAUUCGGGCAUACCCAGAAUGCGCCGAAUUUAAUAUACAACGUCAAAAACCACCUGAUCUAUUACAACCUAUCGAUCCCCCGUCUGAAGUAUUUCAAGUGCUUGGUCUCGAUUGGUGGACCCGGCUCCUACAAAGCACACGUAAGCACAAUAAAACAACUGAAAUGGCUCAAGCAUUAAUUGUUAAAGCUUAUUAUGAUGAUUUAAAUCAAACUCAUCCCGAAAUUCGACGAUUUACAGUUGAUAUUACAUCUGGUAGAAAUAUUUAUCAGGAAUUAGAAGCAAAAAUUGCUCAACUGAAUUCGGAUUAUGUCAUUGGUCGAUUUACACUUCAAUACAUCGACGAAGAUAAAGAUCGCAUAACAUUUUCAUCUAAUGAUGAAUUACGAUCAGCUAUUGGUAUGAACAAUGGUGGCUCAAUAAAAAUAUUUGUUAAACCAAAACACCAACAGCGAAAAGGUGGUGAAAAUAUUCAUCAUGCUGGUGUUACAUGUGAUGGAUGUCAACGUCAAGUAUAUGGUAUUCGUUAUAAAUGUGUUGAAUGUCCCAACUAUGACUUAUGUGAAAUAUGUACGAGCAAAGGUUUACAUUCAGAACAUAAUAUGUUAAUAUUGGUAAAACCAUGGUCACGUCAUUGUCCCUAUUUUGGUGGUCGACGAUUUGGAAGUAGAACUGACCACUGUGAAGAAGCACGUCGAUUUUGGCGCAAACAACAAGGUGGUUUGAAUGUUGGUGAUUUGUUAAAUCAAUGCAAAAGUUCAGAAAUUGCAGAUUUGAUUCAACAAUAUUUACCAUCAUCGCUACAAACAGAAAACAUAAAACAAUUGUUGGAACAAUUACGAAAAGAAGAUGGUACCAUCAAUGGACAAAAUAUUUUGGAACAUGUUGGCAGCUUUUUACAAGAAAUUCUUUCACCAUUUGGAAUUGAUUGUGAUUAUUUUGUUGAUCCAAAAACGUCGACAACAACUCCAAACGAUACAAAUCCAGAAACAGCAAAACAAGAAGAAGCCGGUGCAACAUGUUCUUCAGCAUCGACUUGCACAGAAUCAAAAACAACAACGCCAUCUGCACAACCAUCUGCCACAACAACCGGUGCAUCUGCCAACGAUUCACCAUGGGAACAAUUAGCCUCCAUGUUUACUACAAUGAUGGAAAAGCAAACUGGACAGACAACUACAACUAGUCAGGUUGAUGAAGAGGCAUGCGAAAGGAAAAAAAUAGAUGAAUGUAUUCAACGCCUGACCGCAAUGGGUUUUAUGAAUACAAAUGGUGUAUUAGCAGAAUUAGUCAAGGCAAAAAAAGGUGAUCUCAAUCAAGUAUUAGAUGCAUUAAAUCCAAGAAAUUAUAGCAAAAAUUAA